AUAGAGUAGUGGCUUUUACACGUCAAGUUUCAACGAACCAGUGAAGAAAGGGAUUUGAAGAAGAAGAAGAAGAAAAUCAGAGAUGGCGAAAGAGCUUGAGAACAAAGCCAAAGAAGCGUUCUUCGAUGACGAUUUUUCUCUAGCCGUUGAUCUCUAUUCUCAGGCCAUAGAACUCGAUCCUGCCAACGCAAAUCUCUUCGCCGACAGAGCCCAAGCACAUAUCAAACUCAACGCUUUCACUGAAGCUGUUUCUGAUGCUAAUAAGGCUAUUCAAUUAAACCCUACUUUAUCAAAGGCUUAUAUCCGCAAGGGGACUGCUUGUAUUAAUCUUGAAGAAUAUCAUACUGCUAAGGUAGCACUCGAAAAGGGUGCUUCGAUUGCUCCCGAAGAAUCUAGGUUUACCAAUUUGAUUCAACAAUGUGAACGCUACAUUGCUGAGGAGUCAGAUAGUCUUACUGGUAUCCUACCACCAAAUGGACCCAAAACUUCUGCACCAUCUGUUGAUGAUGCCCAUGUGUGUAAUAAAGGUGAUGAAACAGGAACAUCCAAAGAAUCUCAAAGAGACAGUUCCGCAUCCGAAACAAACGAAGUUGCUCCAGUCAGACCAAAAUACAGACAUGAAUAUUACCAGAAGCCCGAAGAAGUGGUUGUGACAAUAUUUGCAAAAGGAAUACCAGCAGACAAUGUUGUUGUAGACUUCGGUGAACAAAUUCUGAGUGUUACCAUUAAUGUUCCUGGCCAAGAUGCCUAUCUUUAUCAACCUCGGUUGUUUGGAAAGAUAAUACCUGCUAAGUCCAAAGUUUUGGUGUUGUCAACCAAAAUUGAAGUUCGUCUGGCAAAAGCUGAAGCUAUUAAUUGGACAUCUUUGGAAUAUUGCAAGGAUGUGGCUCCCCAAAAGAUAAGCGUGCCUACAAUUCAAUCUGAAAGGCCUACAUAUCCGUCAUCAAAGUCAAGGACCAAGGAUUGGGAUAAGUUGGAAGCUGAAGUGAAAAAAGAGGAGAAAGAAGAAAAGCUUGACGGCGAUGCUGCUUUGAAUAAAUUGUUCCGUGAUAUUUAUCAAAAUGCAGAUGAGGACAUGAGGAGGGCCAUGAGCAAGUCUUUUCUGGAAUCAAAUGGAACAGUGCUAUCAACUGAUUGGAAAGAAGUGGGAUCAAAGAAGGUGGAAGGAAGUCCUCCAGAAGGCAUGGAGGUGAAGAAAUGGGAGUAUUGACUGGGUCAUAUAUGCUUAUGCUUUUGUUUAGCUUUUGUUUUUUGCACAGCCAAUUUGUCUGCAAUCUCUUGUCAUUAGUUUCUAUUUGUUUUUUUGUAUGAUAAAUUAUUUUUCUGGGAGAAUUGACUAAUUUGCAUUUGCUGGAGAGGUGGAUUUUAUUCUCUUGAUCUUUUGUUGAUUAUACUUAUCGGUUAACUUCUGAUGAUACCCAGACUUGUUUUAUUUUAUAUUGACAUUGGAACUCAAAUCUUGUAAA
This is a messenger RNA of Vicia villosa (hairy vetch), 1466 nucleotides long. Its product is annotated as protein SGT1 homolog A-like. Lineage: Eukaryota; Viridiplantae; Streptophyta; Magnoliopsida; Fabales; Fabaceae. Gene Ontology annotation, biological process: protein stabilization; defense response to fungus. Gene Ontology annotation, cellular component: cytoplasm; nucleus. The transcript has 10 exons. Bases 83 to 1210 code for a protein of 375 amino acids. The record is from RefSeq and is a predicted model, not a curated record. Gene Ontology annotation, molecular function: protein-folding chaperone binding.